GUGGCAGUUAGGGGACCUGGCCUGCUGAAUGGGUUGGGGCCUUCUCUUGGAUCAAGAGUCUCUUAUUAGAUCGAGGUCUCUUAUUAGACUUCCUCAUUCUUUCUCAGACCUCAGGCUGCAUGGUGGCAGCUGAUGAAGAUAUCUAAAAGAUGAAAAGAGACGAUUGAGCCUGGUGAGGGAAGCGGGAGACAGGGGGUGAAGUGGUGCUCAAGAUGGAUGCAGAGGACUCUGGGAAUGAGUUCCCCGGGUCAGAAGGAGAAAGAGACCAACAUCAGAGGCCUGGAAAGGAACGGAAGAGUGGGGAGGCAGUAUGGGGCACAGGUGAGCUGGGACAAGACGGGAGACUGCUGUCCUCCACCCUCUCCCUCAGCAGUAACAGGUCCUCGAGCCAGCGCCGGAACUCUCCGCUGCCCUUUCAAUGGAGAAUCACACACAGCUUCCGCUGGAUGGCCCAGGUGUUGGCUUCUGAGCUCAGCCUGAUUGCCUUUAUCCUACUAUUGGUCAUGGCCUUCUCCAAGAAAUGGCUGUACCUCUCUAGGAGCCGCUUCUACCAGCGCUGGCCCGUAGAUGUCAGCAACAGAAUCCACACAUCAGCCCACAUAAUGUCCAGGGGGCUCCUGCACUUCUGCAAAUCCAGGAGCUGUUCUGACUUAGAGAAUGGGAAAGUCACCUUCAUCUUCUCCACCCUCAUGCUGUUCCCCAUUAACAUCUGGAUCUUCGAGGUGGAGAGGAACGUAUCCAUCCCCAUCGGCUGGAGCUAUUUCAUUGGUUGGCUGGUGCUUAUCCUAUACAUCACCUGCGCGAUCCUUUGCUACUUCAACUAUAAAAGUUUCUGGAGUCUGAUUCUGAGCCACCCCAGUGGCGCCGUGUCCUGCAGCAGCAGUUUCGGCUCAGUAGAAGAAUCUCCAAGGGCACAGACGAUCACAGACACCCCCAUCACCCAGGAGGGAGUCCUGGAUCCUGAGCAGAAGGAGACACACGUGUAACCUUUUCUGAACUCCUGGCACCAAGUUCUGUCCAUUCAUCUGACCCCAUCUCCUCAUCCUCCCCCUAGCCCUUGAAUAGGUUGGUCCUCAUCAUUGCAAGGAAUGAGAAAGGGAGGAUUUUGCACUCCUCUGCUUUCUCCCUGCCUUGAUUGAGCUUGAGUGAUGUGGAAUAAAUUGUCCGUCUCUUCUUUCUCA
This is a messenger RNA of Nomascus leucogenys (northern white-cheeked gibbon), 1181 nucleotides long. It is a transcript of the gene ODF4, whose product is annotated as outer dense fiber of sperm tails 4. The record is from RefSeq and is a predicted model, not a curated record. Lineage: Eukaryota; Metazoa; Chordata; Mammalia; Primates; Hylobatidae.